AUGGCUGUCCUGGCUCUCUCCAGCAUCCCCCUGCCGUUCGUGGGCUUGUGCCUGGUGGUCGCCUUUGCACUGCACCGCAUCUACUGGGAAUUGACCACAGGAGCAACGAGACGUCGCAUGAUCAGAGAGAAUGGUUGUAAAGAACCAUACGAUUAUCCUCACAAAGGUAUCCUUGGCAAACUGUUGGGUCUGGACGUCAUUAAUGAGCUGUUGAAAACGAGCAAGGAGGGUCGCAUGCUCGAAGCCAGUCGCGAACGUAAUUUUGGCAAGGGCCAUCAUACCCUUCGUCUGAGAAUCAUCGAGCGAUCAAUGAUCCUCACUCGCGAGCCUGAAAAUAUCAAAACGAUCUUGUCCACAAAGUUUAACGACUACUCACUGGGCGCCCGACGGAGAGAUGCCUUUCUGCCCAUUUUUGGCCAUGGAAUCUUCGACCAGGACGGUGCUGCUUGGGAACGGUCCCGCGCACUAGUUCGACCCAACUUUACUCGACAGCAGGUGGCCGAUCUCGACAUGUUUGAGGCACACAUUCAACACCUCAUUGAAUCAGUUCCUCGGGACGGCUCCACGGUCGAUCUCCAGGACCUGUUCUUCGGCCUGACCAUUGACUCUGCCACCGAAUUUCUCUUUGGCCGGUCCACCAACUCACUUGCACCUGGCUUGGAGACCAAGUCGGCCAAUCAGUUUGUCGAGGCCUUUGUCUACCUGACCGAGUACAUUGGAACAUCCGUCCGUCGUGGCGGCCUUGACAAGUUCAUCCCCAACCAGGAAUACCACCGAAAGAUCAAAAUUGUGCACAAGUUUGCCGACGACAUCAUUGAGGACGCUAUCAGAGACGUGGAUGCCGGCAAGAUCUCCGAGAAGCACCGAUAUGUCUUCUUGUACUCGCUUCUCAACCAGACCCGGGACCGGUACACAUUGCGGUCGGAGCUGCUCAACAUUUUGCUGGCUGGUAGGGAUACAACAGCCGGUCUCCUGACCAAUACCUGGCACGUCUUGUCCAAACGACCGGACAUCUGGGCCAAACUCAAAGCCGAAGUUGAUACUCUGGGCGGUCAAAUCCCCGACUAUACUGCGAUCAAGGAGAUGAAGUAUCUCAAGUAUGUUCUCAACGAGUCAUUGCGUCUGAUGCCAGUGGUACCGGGUAAUUCGCGGGAUGCCAUCGUCGACACCGUCCUUCCUCUCGGAGGUGGGCCAGAUGGCAAGUCUCCAGUUUUUGUCCCCAAGGGAACCGUGGUCUCGUAUUCUCCGUGGUCGAUGCAUCGUCGAGAAGACUUUUAUGGACCAGAUGCCCUCGAGUUUAUCCCUGAACGAUGGGAGACACUGCGACCGGGAUGGGAGUAUCUGCCAUUCAACGGUGGGCCGCGGAUCUGUGUUGGCCAGCAAUAUGCCUUGAUGGAAGCCGGUUACACCACUGUGCGUUUGAUGCAAACUUUCCCACGGAUCGAGAGCAGAGACAGUCGGGAAUGGCGAGAAUGGCUUACAAUCACACUUGCUAGUGGAGUGGGAUGUAAGGUUGCCUUGUUUGAGCGAUGAGGACAGAGCUUCGUCUAAUUUCGCCGACGAUACGACGACAUACGAAUAUGCGAACUUCCGACGUUGACUUGAAUAUUGUGUCCAGACACAUCCGGUCCAGGAUACAAAGCACUAAACUUGUUUCGAGUACGGAGGCUGUUAAUGAGGCUGAUUCCGAGACGUAUCUGGUGCCAUGGGG
Messenger RNA from Exophiala mesophila, 1711 nucleotides. RefSeq lists its product as uncharacterized. The record is from RefSeq and is a predicted model, not a curated record. Lineage: Eukaryota; Fungi; Ascomycota; Eurotiomycetes; Chaetothyriales; Herpotrichiellaceae. Gene Ontology annotation, molecular function: heme binding; iron ion binding; oxidoreductase activity, acting on paired donors, with incorporation or reduction of molecular oxygen, reduced flavin or flavoprotein as one donor, and incorporation of one atom of oxygen. The transcript is spliced from 3 exons. The coding region runs from base 1 to 1533 and encodes 510 amino acids.